AUGGCGUUCUCUUUCGGGGGCAGUGCCCCUGCGUUUGGCGCACCCGCAUCUUCGGCAGGCUUCUCGUUUGGCGGCAGCUCAACACCCGCGUUUGGUGCACCGCCUGCAUCUUCGGCGCCAGCCUUCGGUUUUGGCGGCGCGUCUGGCUUUGGCGCUUCAUCGACACCAGCUUUCGGCGCGCCCGCUGCCUCCGCCGCGCCGGCGUUUGGCGCUCCAGCCGCGUCACAAUCCCUGUUUGGAGCACCCGCGGCGUCUGCGCCGCUCUUUGGCGCGGCCCCCGCCUCGUCCACGCCCUCUUUUGGCGGCUUCGGCGUCGCCACCUCAGCCCCAGCGGCCAGCGGCGGUUUCAGCUUCGGCGGCGGGGCGCUCGUGCCUGCGGGGGCUGCACCAGCGGCAGCGGCGGCGCCGUUCGGCUCGUUUGGCGGGACGGCGCCGGCGCAGGCGGUGCAGCCGUCCGGGGCGCUUACUUACAGCAGCCGCUUCGAGGACCUACCGCCGCAGUUGCAGCAGCUGUUCAACGGCCUGCAGCAGCAGAUAUCUCAGUAUGACUCCGACCGGGCCGCAGUCAGCCAGCUGCCGCACCUGCACGAGCGGCCCGAUGGCAGCAGGGACGUGGGGGCGGAAGCUUCUACCCUUCAGUCAGAGCUUCGGGGCCUGCAGGGGUCCAUGAGGUCUGAGGAGGAGUCCCUAGAGAACUUCCGGCAGGCGCGCGGGCGGGGGCGGGGCCGGGGGCGAGGUGGUUGGCCCAGGGCGGGGCUGGGGAGCCGCCCUUCUGCAGGGACACCUGCCGAGCGGUGGCGUAAGGCCGUGCUGCUGCUGAAGGCCGCUGACGGCGUGGUGCGCACCUUCCAGCGCACCAAGCUGUGGAGGGACGCGCCCACACAGUUCAAGGGCCAGGUCAUGCCGACAGCGCUGCAGGAGUUGCUGUCCCAGCCGGUGCUGCUGCCCUCCCCCUUCUUGGAGGAGGCCGCCAAGGGGUUUGCGGACCAGGUGGCCGAGUACAAGAAGACAGUCUCGGAGCUCGAGCAGGUGCUGGCCGCGCAGGGCUCGCGCCAGGCGGAGGCGGGGCUCGGCGCCGGCGGCGUGGACGUGGCGCUGGCGCUGCCCACCGUGGUGGCCAACAUGCACGACUACUUCACGCACGUCGCGGCGAAGCUGGAGCGGGUGCACAACGAGGUGUGCUUGUUUUUGAUUGUGCUCGCGGCCGCUGCGCCGUCCGCAUGUUGCCAUCAGCUGGCCAGCUAG
Molecule: messenger RNA, 1245 nt
Organism: Monoraphidium neglectum
Lineage: Eukaryota; Viridiplantae; Chlorophyta; Chlorophyceae; Sphaeropleales; Selenastraceae
Exons: 6
Coding region: 1-1245 (414 amino acids)
Biological process (GO): nucleocytoplasmic transport
Cellular component (GO): nuclear pore
Molecular function (GO): structural constituent of nuclear pore
Source: RefSeq, a predicted model, not a curated record